AAGUCUCAUCUUAAAACAACAACUACCUAGCUCUUAUUUUAUAAUUUUAUAAUUUUCAUUAACUUCAUCUGAUAAAGCUUGCUUGACUCCAUCUUAUGAUAUCUAAACGUAAUACUGAAAUACCUCAAUUAACGGAUUCAAUCCAUUGGAGAUCUAGGCCCUACCUAGGUAAGAACGCAAACUAACGAGGCUUUGAACACGUUUCAACCUUCGCUGUAUUACUCCUGGUGGUUGAAGGGGACGACACAUAAAAUCCACUCAAAUCAUCUCAACCAUUAACUAACCCAUCUUCUAAAUAACAUCGGCGAUAAUUCAUCCCACCUAAGUCGAUAUUGGAGAAACUCAAUUAACAAUGGCUUGUUGAACGUAGCAAGUUCAUGGCUCAUCAGUUGCUUCUAUCUCCACGGACUUUCCGUGUACGCCACAGCCGGAGUACGGAAAUCCCCCUCAUUCGUACUUUGUGUAACGUCGCUAUCUCGAUCUCAACCCUUCAAGUCUUUUCAUGAUUUGAAGUUAUAAGCCGAAUUACUAUUUCAAAUAUCGGAAAUGGCUGGCACAUCUUCUGGGCCGUCUGGUACGGCUGCUAGUAAGAGGAUAGAAGAUGAUAGCGAUUCCUCUCAUGGGUGGGAAAUCGACGACGAUACAUUCGAGAUAGAAAGCCAGUCGGAGGGACUAGAUGAAGGUUCUAUUGAUAAGACGGAUAAUACCGGUGCCAAUGGCAUAAAACACCGCCUUUCUGAAUGGGCUGAUUCCAGCGCCCGAAACGACAAUGACUACGAAGAGGGCGAAGAACGCGAACAUUUAUUAGAUCCUAACCUUCCUGGUGAGGAGGGUAUAGAAUUGCAUCGAAUGGACUCUGGGAGUUUAGCUUCGUUCGAUGAGGAAACUGCUCAUAAAUCAAACGAGGAAAAUUCGCCAUACGAAGAGGUUAGAGCCGCCGUGCGUAACUACGAUGAGGACCUACCAUGCAAUACUCUUCGAGCUUGGGCAAUCGGGUUGACCCUGGUUCUUAUCGGCGCAUCGACGAAUACUCUCUUCUCCUUGAGGCAACCUUCAAUUGGCCUAGGAGCACUCAUCGCCCAGAUUGUCGCUUGGCCUCUUGGUCGUGCUUGGGAAAGGGUAGUACCCGAUCGACAGAUCAGAAUGCUUGGUAUGAGAUGCGAUUUGAACCCAGGACCUUUUAACAUCAAGGAACAUUCGAUUAUCGUGGUCAUGGCUAGCGUAUCUUUCUCCGUAGCCUACGCUACUGAUAUUAUUCUCGCGCAGCUUGUGUUCUAUAAGCAAAAUUUCGGAAUAGUGUUUCAACUUAUCCUCACUAUCUCAACCCAGUCAUUAGGAUAUGGGAUCGCGGGCAUGAUGCGAAAGUUCCUAGUCUACCCGGCCUCUAUGAUAUGGCCUGGGAACUUAGUUGCUGUCGCCCUAAUGAACGCCAUGUACGAGAAACACCAAGCACCAGACCCAUCUAUCAUCGGUGGACGUAUGCCAAGAUAUAGAUGGUUUGGUCUCAUAACGCUUAUUUCCGCUAUCUAUUAUUUCAUCCCGGGAUAUUUCGCGCAAUUCCUAAGUGUAUUCGCUUUCGCAACGUGGAUGGCUCCUAAUAGUCCUGUGAUUAAUCAAUUGUUUGGCGGUACAACUGGUCUUUCUCUGCUGCCCAUCACAUUUGACUGGGCACAGAUCGCAGGAUAUGCUGGGUCGCCUCUAAUGUUUCCAUGGCAUGCCAUUGCGAACACUACGCUUGGCGUCGUGAUCUUCUAUAUUAUUCUUAAUAUCUUCUUCCAUUACACAGGAACGUGGUAUGACCAGUAUCUCCCUAUGGCAGACUCUUCCACGUACGACAAUACAGGCGCCUUAUAUAAUGUCUCGAAGAUAUUGACCUCCGACUUCACCUUGGAUGAGGAAGCAUACAAGGCAUACUCGCCAGUUUUUAUCAGCACAACCUUCGCCAUCUCGUACGGGUUAUCAUUUGCGGCCAUCACCGCCUUAGUUGUCUACACCUAUCUACAUCAUGGGAAAACCAUAUGGGCUCAAUAUAAAAAUAGCACCAACGAGAAACCUGAUAUACACAUGAAGCUCAUGCAGAAGUAUGAAGAAGCACCUGAAUGGUGGUACUUCUCAUUGUUUGGAAUCGUUCUGGCACUCGCAUUUGUUUCAGUCCUAGCGUACCCGACGAAUUUGACCUGGUGGGCUUUCUUGCUGGCUGUAGGCAUCUCGUUCGUGUUCUCGCUACCUAUUGGUAUCAUUCAGGCCGUUACGAAUCACCAGAUCGGUCUUAAUGUACUGACCGAAUUCGUGUACGGAUACAUUCAGAAUGGAAAGCCCUUAGCUCUUAUGCUGUUUAAAACCUAUGGCUACAUCACAAUGUCGCAAGCUCUGUCAUUUGUCUCCGAUUUGAAAUUCGGUCAUUACAUGAAGAUCCCACCUAAAACCAUGUUUCAAGCCCAAGUGGUCGCCACAACCUUUUCAUGCUUCAUCCAAAUCGCCGUUCUCAACUUUGCGCUCAACAACAUUGAAGGUGCCUGUGAUCUAACACAACCUCAGCGCUUCACCUGCCCGGGUGGUCGCGUUUUCUUCUCAGCUUCUGUAAUCUGGGGUCUCAUAGGUCCCUCCCGCGUCUUCUCCCCUGGUCAGAUCUACUCUGGCCUCCUAUUCUUCUUCGUCCUCGGUGCUGCAGCACCCGUCGUCUUCUGGAUCGCAGCAAAGCGUUGGCCCAAGUCACCCGCGAAAUACCUCAUGGCGCCCCUAAUCUUCGGCGGUGCCGGUGCUAUACCCCCCGCCACACCCCUCAAUUACCUCUCCUGGGGUGCUGUUGGCUAUGUCUUCCAAUUUGUGAUCAAGAGGCGAUAUCAUAGGUGGUGGAGUAGGUUGAAUUACUUGACCUCAGCUGGACUUGAUCUAGGCCUCGCUCUUGGCACGUUGGCAGUGUUUUUCGCGUUUACGUUGAAUGGUAUAGAUGCCCCGCGCUGGUGGGGCAAUGAGGUUGUCACGGGCACAUUGGAUUAUAAGGGCGAGGCUGUACAGGUUGUGCUCCCGCCGGGAGAGACAUUCGGUCCGAAAGUCUGGUAGUGAAGUGCGGAUAUCGCGCACUUAUGCUUAUGAUUGGAUCAUAUUAGAAAAGUCUAACUAGAUCGAUGAUAGACGGGCUUGUACGAGUAUAGGGGUAUCAUUGUGUAGGUCUAGAAAAUACUACCUAAUUACUACGCGAAAUUUCAAACAUGGUUACUAUUGGUGA
This is a messenger RNA of Hypoxylon trugodes, 3229 nucleotides long. Its product is annotated as small oligopeptide transporter. NCBI's taxonomy places the organism in Eukaryota, Fungi, Ascomycota, Sordariomycetes, Xylariales, Hypoxylaceae. Gene Ontology annotation, molecular function: oligopeptide transmembrane transporter activity. The record is from RefSeq and is a predicted model, not a curated record. Gene Ontology annotation, biological process: transmembrane transport. Bases 547 to 3063 code for a protein of 838 amino acids. The transcript has 9 exons.